Messenger RNA from Cladophialophora bantiana CBS 173.52, 3120 nucleotides. RefSeq lists its product as uncharacterized. Bases 1 to 3120 code for a protein of 1039 amino acids. Lineage: Eukaryota; Fungi; Ascomycota; Eurotiomycetes; Chaetothyriales; Herpotrichiellaceae. The record is from RefSeq and is a predicted model, not a curated record. The transcript is spliced from 2 exons.
AUGGCCUAUCAGCCUAUGACCCCUCGGCUGGAUUACAUUCCGCAGGACCGUGGCAAUAUGGCUCAUGCCGUGACAUACGAAUCUCCCACGCGCUUCUUGGACCAGAACGAAAACACCAUUAUCGAGGUCUCUGAUGAUGACUCUGACAGUGGCCCACCUCCUCAAGUCUCGCUGUUCAAGCAGUCUCGUCGCCAGCAGCAACCAAGCAGAACUUUGUCCCCAGGGAGCGACGCCGAUACCUCCGAUAUGGAAUUUGUACUGGAAUCUCGUCUUGCCCAUCCUGCUCGAGCCCUCAAACGAACCUGGACUCCCGGUAGCUCUUUAAGCAGCUCUCCACCAGCUGCGCCUCGGGACCGUGGAAAACGUCGUGCAAAUCCUGCCCUCGCUCGCGCUCUGGUUGUCGCGCCUGGGAAAGAAGCUCGCUGUGACCUCCAACCUACGCAGCACAGACCCGACGGAGAAGGCACUGCAACCAAACAAGCCACCAGUCUUUCAAGCCCAGGCCAUCACACACAGCACAAGGCAAACCUUGAGAAGCAGAACAAAAAGAAGGCAGCACAACAAUCACCGUACUACGUCGACGGUCGACUCGAAGUCAAAAUGUACCGCGGCCCGGGUUACGAACGUUUUCCCGUCGUUCUCGGCACCGUUGAAGGCCAUAAGGAGCUGUGUGAUAUGUGGGAUGCAGAUCGGCUCUUCAAGCUGGAAAGAAAGGCGGCCAAAUUGAAAGAAGCAAUUCGAACACCAUAUAUGAUCCAUGGCACCGAUUCCAAUUCAAGCGACGAUGAAGUAGAAGGCGAGGGGAAAACAGCAUUCGAGAAGAAAUGCCUUGCUAGUGUGGUUGAUGUCUUUCCAGACAUUGAACGCGCGUAUGUUGAAAAGAAGAUUCGAGGUGCACCUCCACAACCCCAAUAUGUCGACGAGGAUGGUAACGAGAUCAUCGACAUCAGAGCCCCAACCCUUGCCGAAAGAAUCAUAACCGAGAUCUUGGAUGAGCAGUCAUAUCCUAAACAACGUGUCUCUAACUCAACGGCGAAUGGAAAAGGAGCUGCCGUCGACGGUACUGGCAUUACCAUCACCUGGGACAGAGAUCCUCCAAAAGACAUGGCAGGAUACACAAAAGACGCCUUCGUUUUACUUUGCAAGCAUUUCUUAUAUGUUCCCCCACCCUACAUCGCAAAGGUGGUAGAGGAGAAGCAGAGCAUAUUCGACUCGUACGUUACUUUGCAGGGGCUGGAGGACCAGUACUAUUCGCUCAAGCCCAGACCUUAUCUACGUCGCGUUACACCCCUCGACAUGAAAGAAUUGGCCCCAUUAGGCCGUCACCGCGUCCCGGCAGAGUACGCCAACCAAGUUAACGAAUUGCAGGCUGCCAAACAAUUUGUCGCCCGCGAGGCAAUCAAGGAGGCAGUCAAGAAGGCUAAGGAGGAAGCCGAAGCUCUGAAUCUAGCGGAACAUAUCAAGACGGGCGCGAUCAUGGAAUGCCAGUGCUGCUUCGACGCCGAGACUCCCCUCAACCGCAUCGUGCCUUGUAUGGCAGAUGUCCCGCAUUUCUUCUGCUUCUCCUGUGUCGAAGCCCUAGCCGACAAUCAAGUGGGAUUGCUGAAGCAUGAGAUGCUUUGUAUGGACGCGAGUGGCUGUGCCGCUGAACUUUCUCAUGAAGAUGUCGGCAGGGCGGUCCCAAUCACCACCUUUGACCGGUUGGAACUGAAUAAGCAACAAGCCGAAAUCAUGGCAGCCAAAAUUGAUGGUCUAGAGCAGUGUCCCUGUUGUGACUACAAAGCGAUUUGUCUCGACGUGGCACGGGACCCCAUCUUCUUUUGCCAGAACCCAGAGUGUGCCCGUGCAACCUGCCGAAAGUGCAAGAAGGACAGUCAUGCUCCAAAGACUUGCGAGGAGAAUAAUCGCGACAAAACCUUGUCCGCACGGCAUUUGGUAGAAGAGGCCCGGUCAGAAGCCAUCAUUCGGACCUGCCCAACAUGCAAAGCCAAAAUCCUCAAGGAUUUUGGGUGCAAUAAAAUGACUUGCACACGAUGUGGCUGCAGAAUGUGUUAUAUUUGCAAUGCAGACAUAACGCAUCUCGGCGCCAAUGCUUACUCUCAUUUUGGGGCCAAGUGUGUCUUGUAUGACGACACAGGGAUCAAUCGACACGAAAAUGAAGCGAACGAGGCAGAAAAAGGCGCCAUCAACAAAGCCAAAUCCCUGGAUGCCGAGCUCGAUGAAAAUAAGUUGCGGAUUGAUACUGGCAAAGCCAUCAAACGCCCUUCGGCCCUUCUAAAUCAUCCUGGGGCCGACGCCUUUCUGCGCGAUUUGAACAACCGUGCGGCUCGAUUGAAUGACCGCCAAACAUAUCUCCAGAACAUGCAAACCCGUGUCGAUCGUCUCCGAGCUCUGCAGCCAGAUCGCGAGCUCCAAGAAAUCCUGGCUGGUAUUCGUGCCAUGGAUGGCACACGCGGGUACGAUAGAGCGCGUCCUCCAGGAGAGGCAAGGGUCCACAUUCAGGAAUUGGAAAACCUCUACAGGCGAGCGCGCGUGCAUCUUGCUCGGCAUCAACCUCAAUUCCCGCUUGCACCGGCAGAUCUUGACGCCCCUGCGCAUAAUCAUUAUCCUGAGGCUCUCAAUGGGGCUCGUCAUGUAGCGGGCAAUCCCCCUCCUCUUGUUCCUCCGGCUCUCAACAGACGGGCACCAGGGGCGCUGGCUUUUGGUGGCCUUGCUCGACCAGUUGGAAACGUGUCCAAUGGUGUCAAGGAGGGUCUUUUGGGGCCUUUCAACUUUGACUUCAACAUUGGAGGAGCACAACCGCUCAUGCUAGGCUCGAAUCGCUCUAAGACAAUUGCCCAUGCGAACGCUGCGCACCGUCAAAUUCCUCCAGCAACGUUACAGCCAAUUAACUUGGUCUACCCCCAGUUUCUUGGAGUACCUGCGGGCGGAGCUGGGCACGUCUUCCCCACGGCUGGGAGAGAUAUCGAGGCAAAUGCUAUUCAACCGCCAGCUGGUUCUGCUAUGCCGGCCCGAGGCCACCAGGGUCGAGCGGUGACACACGUUGCUGCCGUUCUAGUUCCUCACAAUACUGCUGGUGGCAUUGGCAAGAAAGCUGGGCGAGAUUUGCUCCGUCGUUAG